Diplodia corticola is the source of this 558-nucleotide messenger RNA. RefSeq lists its product as uncharacterized. The coding region runs from base 1 to 558 and encodes 185 amino acids. NCBI's taxonomy places the organism in Eukaryota, Fungi, Ascomycota, Dothideomycetes, Botryosphaeriales, Botryosphaeriaceae. The transcript has 4 exons. The record is from RefSeq and is a predicted model, not a curated record.
AUGUCGUCCACGAUCGUCGGGUCAGACACGGACAACUCCCCCAUCUAUUUCUGGCGCGAAUACGACGAGCCGUACGGCUUUCUCUCGCAAUGGUACGACUGCGCAUUCCACCAUGGCACCAUCACCUACCGCACCGCCGAGAUGUGGAUGAUGGCGCAGAAGGCGAAUCUCUUCGGUGACACGGACAUCGCCCGUCAGAUCCUCGCGGCUCCCACGCCCGCCAAGCAGAAGAGUCUGGGGAGAAAGGUCAAGAAUUUCGACCGCAAAGUAUGGGAUGAGAACAAGCUCCGCAUCGUCGAGGAGGGCAACUGGUGGAAGUUCACCAGCAGCAAGGAGGCUGCUCGGCUGGCAGACAUGCUGCUGGCCACAGGAGACCGGGAGUUGGUCGAGGCUUCUCCGUACGACCGCAUCUGGGGCAUAGGCUUCGCCCGCGAGCACGCAGACCAUGUCCGGGACGACUGGGGCGAAAAUCUCCUGGGCAAGGCUCUCAUGAAGGUGCGGACGCGCUUGAGGGACAGCAGGGAGGGUCACAGCGCCAGCACUGAGCGUCCAAGCUAG